Molecule: messenger RNA, 3051 nt
Organism: Neltuma alba
Lineage: Eukaryota; Viridiplantae; Streptophyta; Magnoliopsida; Fabales; Fabaceae
Product: kinesin-like protein KIN-7B
Biological process (GO): microtubule-based movement
Molecular function (GO): microtubule binding; ATP binding; microtubule motor activity
Source: RefSeq, a predicted model, not a curated record
UUCUCCCUGCUAAUAUAUGUGCACUUCAGGGCAUUUCUUUCUUGAAAUCUUGAAACGCGCCAAGCAGUUCCAGACUGCGUCGAGAUUUAGACACCUGAUCCUCCUCUUCACUUUUUAGCUUUCCAAUCCGCAGACAACUGCACCUGAGCCAAAGGCGUAACACAAUGGCUGGAACACCAGCAACGCCGUUGUCUAAGAUACAACGGAAUUUCUCAUCUACUCCUGGUGGUCCCAAAGUUCGGGAGGAGAAACUAGUGACCGUUCGGAUGAGGCCACUGAACCGGAAGGAACAAGCCAGGUACGACCUAAUUGCUUGGGAUUGCUCGGAUGAGCAAACCAUUGUUUUCAAGAAUCCAAAUCAAGAGAGGCCUGGGACGUCAUACACCUUCGAUAAAGUUUUUGCUCCUACAAGUUCAUCUCAAAGGGUUUAUGAAGAUGGAGCUAGGGACGUUGCUCUAUCAGUGGUUUCGGGAAUUAAUGCGACAAUUUUUGCAUAUGGACAGACUAGCAGUGGUAAGACAUUCACGAUGAGAGGCAUAACCGAAAAUGUUAUUCGGGACGUUUACAUGUUUAUCGAGAAUACACCAGGAAGGAAUUUUAUUUUAAGAGUCUCCGGGAUGGAAAUUUAUAAUGAGAUGGUCAUAGACCUUUUGAAUCGUGAAUCCGGCCCUCUCCGCCUCUUGGAUGAUCCUGAGAAAGGGACUGUUGUGGAAAGACUAACUGAAGAAGUAGCCAAGGAUGGUCAACAUCUAAGGCACUUGAUCGGCAUCUGUGAAGCUCAAAGGCAAGUUGGAGAAACUGCUCUAAAUGAUAAAAGCUCAAGAUCGCAUCAAAUAAUCAGGCUGACCAUAGAGAGCAGCCUAAGGGAAAGUUCAGGCCGUGUGAAGUCUUAUUUAGCCAGUCUGAACCUGGUGGAUCUUGCUGGAAGUGAACGUAUCUCUCAAACAAAGACAAGUGGUGUGAGAUUGAAGGAAGGCGGCAGCCACAUUAACCGAAGUUUAUUGACCCUCACAACAGUCAUCAGGAAAUUAAGUGGUGGAGAACGUGGUCACAUACCAUAUAGAGGUUCAAAGCUUACAAGAAUUUUGCAGUCUUCGCUUGGGGGUAAUGCUCGGACAGCAAUUAUAUCAAUUAUAUGUGCUAUAAGUCCAGCCUUAAGUCACGUGGAUCAGACAAGAAAUACUUUAAAAUUUGCAACCAGUGCAAAGGAUGUCAUUAAUAAUGCUCAAGUAAACAUGAUUGUUUCGGAUAAAACACUGGUUAAACACCUGCAAAAGGAAGUGGCAAGGCUUGAAGAAGAGUUGCGAAGCCCAGAACUAACUUCAUCUUCAUGUUUAAGUCUUGUUAGCGAAAAAGAUUUGAAAAUUCAACAGCAAGAGUGGUCAAGGAUUUUUGUUUACUCUCAACUAAACUUGUUUAAGUUGUUGCAGGGAUUAGAUCAAAACGAGCCUUCUAGUCAAGUGGUCAGAUGCCUUUCUUUUCCUGUAGAGAAUGAAUCGACUCCGGGUGAACAUACUCAAGAACGAAGAGAAGCAGUAGGCAGGCAUGCAGUACUGAAGAAACUACUGGCUUCUCCUGAUCCAUCCGCACUGGUUACUGAAAUCCGGAAGCUUGAGAAUCGGCAGCUACAGCUCUGUGAGGAUGCUAAUCGGGCACUUGAAAAUCUGCAUAAAGAUUUUGCGGCCCACAAAUUUGGAAAUCAAGAAACUGCUGAAGCUAUGUCGAAAGUUCUGUCUGAAAUAAAAGACAUGCUAGUGGCCAGCUCCACCCCAGAAAAUAUUGUGGUUGCGGACAAAGCCAACUUGAUGGAAGAGAUCUCUCGAUUGAAGUCUCAAGGAAAUACUAUUGCAUCUCUAGAAAGGAAGUUAGAGAAUGUUCAAAAAUCCUUUGACAAGCUAGUCUUAUCUUUUCCGAGUACGGAAGGGACUCCAGAGAACAAGACCCAAGCGAAAAAGAAGAAAAUUGUUCCUUUCAGUUUAAGCAACAGCCCGAACGUGCAACAUAUAAUACGAGCCCCGUGCUCACCUUUAUCAUCUUCUUCUAGAGCCACGGAACAUGAAACAGAGAACAAGGCACCUGAAAAUGACAUUUCUCUUACAAAUAGCGAUAAAUGUCUAAGGUCACAUAGAGACGUGUUUCUUUCAACGGAAGGAAGUCCAACUAUGCAGCAAUCGAAGUCAAUGAAUGUUAAAAAGAUUCAGAAGAUGUUUAAGAAUGCCGUUGAGGAGAAUAUACGAAGCUUCAGAAUUUAUGUUACUGAGUUAAAAGAACUGGUGGCGAAACUGAAUUACCAAAAGCAGCUUCUGGUUUGCCAGGUUUUGGAGCUUGAAGCAAACAAAUUUGUGAAUGAAGGAGUAGAUGCAAGCGCACGAUCCCCCAUACCGUGGCAUAUUCUGUUUGAAGAGAAUAGAAAACAAAUAGUCAUGUUAUGGCAUUUAUGCCACAUUUCGCUUGUACAUCGCACUCAGUUUUAUCUUUUGUUAAGGGGAGACCCUUCUGAUCAGAUAUAUUUGGAGGUUGAACUGAGAAGGUUGACAUGGCUGGAGCAACACCUGGCAGAGCUAGGGAAUGCUAGUCCUGCACUUUUAGGGGACGAGCCUGCAGGCUCGGUUUCUGCGAGCAUCAAAGCUCUUAAGCAAGAAAGGGAGUAUCUAGCUAAGCGAGUGAACUCUAAACUUACGGCCGAGGAAAGAGAACUGCUUUUUGCUAAAUGGGAAGUUCCAGCAGUAGGGAAACAAAGGAGGCUGCAGCUGGUGAAUAAAUUGUGGAGUGAUCCAUAUAACAUGCAACAUGUACAAGAAAGUGCGGAAGUUGUAGCAAAGCUCAUUGAUUUUUGUGGAUCUGGUGAAGAUCUUAGCAAGGACAUGUUCGAACUGAACUUUGCCAGCCCUUCUGAUAAGAAAACAUGGGCGGGCUGGAACUUUAUAUCAAAUCUUUUGAAUUUAUGACACAAAUUUGUCGUUUUCACUUCAUUUAUCUUUUCUACUGGUCAAAGGUACAUCCUGUGAAGCACGGAAUAUUAGAGUGCAAAAUAUUUCUAUAUGAUCUCGU